CACACAGGUCGAGAGCUCGAGGUGUUCGUAAUCAACCGCGCGUUGCUGUCCUAUUGCAAAGCGCUGCACCUGGGCAAGGCGACGGCCAUCUUCAACCUUAUGCACCCUCACCCCACCAGGCUCUCCUACAGCACACACACCGAGGGCCUCCCCGAGCCGCUAUGCGAGCCAGACGAUGACACCUAUGUGAUCUACAUGAAUCUGUUGGAGAAGAUCGCCGACUUGUCGAGGAAAGGGCAAGUGAACUACAUCAAGGAGCCGAUCCCCUCGCAGGAGGAGGUGCUGGAGCUGGCGAAGCAGGCCUACGGCAUGGCGCUGCAGACCAUGAUGAUCCCGCCGUACGAUGUCUUCGCCCGCAUGCUCAGCCUCUACGUCGGCGCAAAGCAGAUCGGCCGAGCCGACGUUGUCUUCUCGCAAAUGAAGGAGGCCGGACACGACCCCCGGCCCGAGCACUACCGACAGCUCAUCGAGGGAUUCCGUUCGGUUGGGAAUCAGAGCGCAGCGCAAAACCUGCAGCGCGAGAUGCAACGGAGGCACAGUGAAUAG
This is a messenger RNA of Acanthamoeba castellanii str. Neff, 546 nucleotides long. RefSeq lists its product as uncharacterized. NCBI's taxonomy places the organism in Eukaryota, Discosea, Longamoebia, Acanthamoebidae. The record is from RefSeq and is a predicted model, not a curated record. The transcript is spliced from 4 exons. Gene Ontology annotation, molecular function: protein binding. The annotation marks the transcript as partial.